GAGAUCUCUUCCAUGAGAACAAGCCCUCGCGGAAGUCCAUGUACCAGGUGAUGCGCUCCAUCCGCAUGAACUGCCUGGGCGACAAGCCCUGCGAGCUGGAGAUGCUCAGCGACGCGAGCGAGAACUUCCAGGGCGCCUUCAACCACGUCAACUACGAGGACCUCGAUAUCAACGUGGCGAUCCCCAUCUUCUCCAUCCAUGGCAACCACGAUGACCCGUCCGGAGAAGGGCACCUGGCCGCGCUGGACCUGCUCCAGGUCUCCGGCCUGAUCAACUACUACGGACGGACUCCAGAAUCGGACAAUAUCCAGAUCAAGCCGGUCUUGCUGCAGAAGGGACGCACCAAGCUCGCUCUCUACGGCAUGAGUAACGUCCGCGACGAGCGUCUAUUCCGCACCUUCCGGGACGGCAAGGUCAAGUUCUACCAGCCUUCCAUCCAGAAGGAUGACUGGUUCAACCUGAUGAGCGUGCAUCAGAACCACUAUGCCCACACCGAAACGAGCUACCUGCCCGAGAAUUUCCUACCCGAGUUCCUGGAUCUGGUGGUUUGGGGCCACGAGCAUGAAUGCCUGAUCAACCCUCGAAAGAACCCCGAAACCAUGUUCCACGUCAUGCAGCCCGGUUCGUCAGUCGCGACAUCCCUGGUCCCAGGCGAAGCAGUGGCGAAACACGUCGCGCUCAUCAGCGUCACAGGUCGGGAGUUCAAAAGCGAGCCGAUCCGCUUAAAGUCCGUUCGCCCUUUCGCCAUGCGCGAAAUAGUCCUCUCCGAGGAGAAAGGAGCCCAAAAACUGGCCCGCAAGGAGAACAACCGCACGGAAGUCACGCGCUUCCUCAUGACCAUGGUCGAGGAACUCAUCGAGGAAGCCAAAACGGAAUGGCUGGAGACGCAGGACGAGGGAGCCGAGGACGGAGCCCUCGAAGUGCCGCUCCCCCUGGUGCGACUGCGCGUCGAAACGUCCACCCCGGAAGGAGGCAGCUACGACUGCGAGAAUCCCCAGCGCUUCUCCAACCGGUUCGUCGGCAAGGUCGCGAACGUGAACGACGUGGUCCAGUUCUACCGCAAGAAGAAGAACGCCAACACGCGCAAGAAGGACACCGACAACGACCUGGACGAGGCGGCCGUCUCUCACCUCUCCACCCUGGACACGGUCAAAGUCGAACAACUCGUGCGCGAUCUCCUCUCCGCGCAAUCCCUGACCAUCCUCCCGCAGAACUCGUUCGGCGACGCGGUCGCCCAAUUCAUCGACAAGGACGACAAGCACGCCCUGGAAAUGUUCGUCAACGAAUCCCUCGACAGCCAGAUCAAGCACCUCAUGAACCUGGACCGCGCCAACGACGAUUAUGACGAAGAAGACGCCGUCCAGAGCUCCCUACAGAAAGCCAUGGAGAAAUACCGCACCCAGAUGGAAGACAUGUUCUCGCGCGGCGUCAAGAAACGCACCCGCGGGAAGAAGCGAUUCAAGCCGAAGCCCGAUGGCUGGGACACCGAGUUCGAUGGCGCCUGGGAAGACCAGCCCGGGGCCCUCAUCCACUCCGACAACGAAGGCGGCGAUCCCAACGAAGACCUCGCCGCCGAAGACGGCACCACCCCUCGCCCAUCCACCACAUCCACCCGAGGCCGGGGCCGUGGCCGCGGCCGCGGUGGCCGAGCAGCUGCCACAACAACCACCCGCAAACCCGCCCCCAAGAAAGCCAUCACUCCCUCCAAAACAGCCAACACCACCACCACCACCACCACCACCAAAGGCCGUCGCCGCCGCGCCAUCUCCGACGACGAAGACGAAGACAACAACGACGUCAUCAUGCUCGACGACGACGACGAUGAUGAUGAUGAUAACAACGCAAACUCAGACCCCGGCGCCGCCCUCGCCAACAUCGUCGAAGAAGACGACGACGAGGAAUCCGACUCCCAAGCCCUCUUCGUCAAACAACCCUCCACCCGAACCCGCAGAGCUGCACCUGCACCCUCCAAACCCAGCACACGCCGCAAAGCCCCCUCCCCCGCCCCGUCCUCAAACACCGUCGCUCCCUCGCGCCGCGGACGAGGAAAACAGACCCAAACCCAGCUGAGCUUCGUCGGCUCGCAGAGUAGUGUGCGUGGGACGGCGGGAUCGCGAUCCACGCGCGCUACGAGAGCCCCCAGCGAGGAUAUCGUUGAUGAUGAUGAUGAUGAUAGUGAUGGGUUUGAGCCGGUGGUGAGUAGUUCGAGGAGGCGGUAGUGGGUAGGCUGUGUGGGCUGUGCCUUGGCGGUCGGUGUAUGGGUAUGGGUAUCUGAGAGAGU
Aspergillus heteromorphus CBS 117.55 is the source of this 2281-nucleotide messenger RNA. RefSeq names its product MRX complex nuclease subunit. Gene Ontology annotation, cellular component: nucleus; Mre11 complex. The record is from RefSeq and is a predicted model, not a curated record. Gene Ontology annotation, molecular function: DNA endonuclease activity; 3'-5'-DNA exonuclease activity; manganese ion binding. NCBI's taxonomy places the organism in Eukaryota, Fungi, Ascomycota, Eurotiomycetes, Eurotiales, Aspergillaceae. The transcript has a single exon. Gene Ontology annotation, biological process: double-strand break repair via homologous recombination; meiotic DNA double-strand break formation; double-strand break repair via nonhomologous end joining. Bases 39 to 2219 code for a protein of 726 amino acids.